Paramecium octaurelia is the source of this 321-nucleotide messenger RNA. The record is from the annotation of a GenBank genome assembly. Lineage: Eukaryota; Ciliophora; Oligohymenophorea; Peniculida; Parameciidae.
AUGAAAAUACUAAUUUUUUUAGCUUGCUUAUUGUAAGGGCUGAAAUCUAGCGCAGAAGUCGAUUAUGCCAAUUGUCUAUGGAGCAAUUGCAGAGAUCUAAGAGAUAAAUGUGGCUAAGCCUGUGCUGUCACAGCUGAAGUUGUUUAUAUCAUGCAAUCAAGCGAAUACUGCCUUACUGGUAGUGAUAAGGUUCUCUAUUAUAAAACCUGCGCUAGUUUAAUCGCAAAUGCAACUACUGGAGAUGUACAAACUUAUUAUCGAUGUCUUGAGAAAUGUUUUUCAACUAUUAUAGGGAUUGGGAUCUUACUUUACACGUUUUGA